This is a messenger RNA of Emericellopsis atlantica, 1144 nucleotides long. RefSeq lists its product as uncharacterized. NCBI's taxonomy places the organism in Eukaryota, Fungi, Ascomycota, Sordariomycetes, Hypocreales, Bionectriaceae. The transcript is spliced from 2 exons. The record is from RefSeq and is a predicted model, not a curated record. Bases 75 to 749 code for a protein of 224 amino acids.
GUGAGACUCUCAUCGCUCGCACAUGGUCAACAUUGAGAACCUUCAACCCUCAAAGUCAACAGUCAUCCCGCACAAUGGGUAUCAUCCGUACCACAGUCAUCACAGGUCUUCUGGGCACCUCGAGCGCAGCCGCCUACCUGGCCGCCCGGAACCCCGUCAUCUCCCCUCUGGCCGCCAACGACCCCAUCUGGGCCUCAAAGGUCUUCAAGAAGCACAACCCCUCGCGCAACCCGGUCACGCAGGACGUCUGUAUCAAGCGCAUCCCCUUUAGCAAGAUCCGCCCGGAGCUGCUGCAGAACGACGGCCCCCUCGCCCUCGAGUUCUGCCGAGGCGUGUGGAGCGGAUGGGGCUUCGCCGUCCAGCGCCGCUAUCUCGACUUCAAGUGGCGCGGCCCCGAGACGAGCCAGCAUCUCUGGACCAACGAGCAGCUCGCGGACAGCACCUACGAAAAGGGCACCGCCAUCACGGACCACUUUGAGGUCGUUGACAAGACACCCUCGGCCAUCACCGUGCGCUGCGGCGACUCGCCCCGGAACCAGGCCCUGCGACCCUCGGACGGUCUCUUUGAGAUCAGCGCCACCAUUGACAGGCAGCGCGAGGAGGUUGAGCUGCGUCUCAAGAGCUGCCUGUUCUCAAGCCAGGGCAAGAUGGACGGGGUCAAGGGCCCGAUGCCCUCGUGGAUGGAGGAGCUGCACCAAUGGUACGCGAGGAUCUGGGCCGAGACGGGAUCCUGGAGGCUCCUCAAGUAAUCAAGAGGCCGUCUCUCUCUGUCUUGCGUGGUUUGUCAGCUCCAUCUGACACAUUCCUGUUGGUCGCCGUUUGUGGCUUUGUUGUUAUCGGGUUCAGCAAGCGCCGUCACACGUCCCUCUUACACGUGGCGCUCCUCCCCGUCCACCCAUGGGCCAUUACCAGCCUCUACUGUGCCCUCCCGACGUCCUGUCAUACUCUCCAGAGUAGGUACUACUUGCUACAUUGGCCUCGCAGCUGCGCGGGCCGCCCUGCGGCCCGUCAAGAAAAUCUGUUCCACAUUGUCUAUCCCAGCGUCACACUGCAUAGGCUAUUCAAACAGCCGUGGGUGGAGUCCCGGUUUUGUUAUUCGUCAUGGAACGCGCACAGUCGGGUUCACCAUGUGGAGAGUUGCAUA